Zootoca vivipara (common lizard) is the source of this 4959-nucleotide messenger RNA. The record is from RefSeq and is a predicted model, not a curated record. Lineage: Eukaryota; Metazoa; Chordata; Lepidosauria; Squamata; Lacertidae.
GCUUCCCCGGCGCCGCUGUCCAUCUCGCCCGCCGCGCUCCUCCCUCUCGCUCUCCCGCGGCGGCGCCCGGCCCUCCUCGCCCCUCAGCAGCGGCGACGACAGCGCCGGGCCAUGGCCGAGUGGAGCCCCGCCCAGGCUCUUCAGUGGGAGGUGGAGGCCCAGCCCAUGGCUGCUGCCCAGCCCCUCGGCGCCCCUGAGCAGACGCCCAUGGGGGACGUGCUCCCUGAAGCGGCUGAGCUCUCCCUGACGGUCGUGGCUGAAAUCCAAGCGGUGGAGAGCAAAGUGGACUCUUACGCAGCGCAGCUCAUGAGCCUGGAGGGGAGGAUGGGGAUGGCUGAGACGAAGCUGGACGGCUGUGAAAAGACCGCUGUCGAAUUUGGGAACCAGCUGGAGAGCAAGUGGGCUGCCCUGGGGACCCUCAUUCAAGAGUAUGGGCAGCUCCAGAGGAGGCUGGAGAACAUGGAGAACCUGCUCAAGAACCGCAACUUCUGGAUCCUCCGCCUGCCCCCAGGAUCCAGGGGGGAAACCCCCAAGGUCCCUUUGCUGUUUGACGAAGCCUCCUGCAGUUUCUCCGAGCAAGAGUGGCGCAGCUUGGAUGAAGGGCAGAAGGACCUCUACCGGCACAUCAUGAAGUGCAACUACAAGGCCGUUGUCUCUAUGGACGCUGCCAUCUCCAAACCUGACCUGCUCUCUCGGAUCGAGCAAGCAGAUGUCGCCGGUCGGGGGGAUGUCGAGGAAAGAGAAGCUCUGAAGGAGACCACCCUGGGCUCUCCGAUUUCCGCCCUCAACGACAACUCCUGGAUGGAGCCGGAGGAAAUGUCCCUGGUCAAAAGCAUGGGCGACUUGGAGGAGAGCGAGAUCCCUGGAGAUCCCACCAUGAGUGCUCCGCAGCUUCUGGAAGAAGACCCUGAAAGCUUGGAGCUCCCCGGCAUGUUCCCAAGGAAGUGGACGGAAGUCUUCCAGGGCCCGGGCGAGGAACUGCUUUGCGAGAGCCACCCCAUUUCGGUGGCGCCUGCAAGGAAGGCCCCAGGGAGCAGCCUGAGGCGGUCAGCUCGCUGCGUGGCUGAGUCGAGGAAAGAGGACCCCUCCUCUGCAUUGGCGGUAGAGGCCCACACUGGGCCCUACAUCUGCUGCGAGUGUGGGGAGGGCUUCCUGGACAAGCAGCUCUUCACCGCUCACCAGAAGACCCACGACGGAGGAGGGAGCUAUCCCACGAUGGACCCCGGAGGAGGAGGAGGAGGGGACCUGAAGCUGAAGCCGAGCCCCUUACCUCUCCAGAGGGCCCCGACGCCGGCGCGCCCCAAGCCCCCAAAACGCCCUGAGCCCCAGAGGAGCCCCGCCCUCAAGCCCGGCGCCGGGAAGCGCCCCGGGAACCACAUGGUAGAGCGCCCCUACACCUGCACACAGUGCAAGGAGAGCUUCAAGCUGGAGGUGAGCCUGCUUCUCCACCAGAAGCUGCACACGGGGAAGGGCGACGGGCCGCUGACGUGCACCUACUGCGGCAAGGACUUCCGGGACCUCUCCAAGGCCGUCCGGCACCAGCGCAUCCACACGGGCGAGAGGCCCUACCAGUGCACCGAGUGUGGGAAGAGCUUCAUCCGCCGGGACCACCUCCUCAAGCACUGGCGCGUCCACACCGGGGAGACGCCCUACCAGUGCGCCACCUGCGGGAAGAACUUCCGCUACAAGGAGUCCCUGAACUGCCACCAGAAAAUCCACACCCGCAACCCCACGGCACACCACCUGGGGCUGGGGGCGCAGGCCGGCCUGGUGGGCUUGAAGCAAGAGCAGCCCUAUUCCAAGUGCCGGCAGCGAGGCUGCAGAGAGAGCAUGGAUUCCAAGGUCCUGAACCAGCGAGACUCCUGCUGGUUCUGCAACUCGCUGCUACUGCCGUUGCUUUUGCCGCCUCGCAUGGAGCUCCUGGCUGCCGAGCUCAGCCGGACACCAGCCGUUCGGUGCCCCUUCGGCGCCCCUGGUGGGGACUGCGUCUGCGCUGCCUCCCGCAGGAGGAUGGAUGGAGGCGGCCGGGCGCCGCCUGGCUUCAUCUCGCCUGCCUUUGCUGCGGGUGCGCGGCUCCUCCUCUUCCCUUCUGCCCCCAGCGGACGGCGGACCCCUCUCCGCCUUCCUCCACCUUCUGAUUCCGGGGCUCCCUCCUUCCUUCCUUCCCUCCCUCCCUCCUUCCUUCCUCCUUUCCGGCGGCUUCUCCGGACGGAUCCGACCCACCUGCUGCCUGCUUGCCUCCCCAGGGGCGCGAUGGCUGCUGAAUGGGAUCCUCCUGCGCAGCAGGGCUUAGAGUGGGGCAGGGGACCCCUGCAGCCGACCCCGGUGCACCCUUGUUUCCUCCCCAAGCGGAGCUGCGGCAGUACCGCCCACCCGCAAGCCGCGGAGAUCUCCCUCUGGACGGUGGUGGCCGCCAUGCAAGCGGUGGAGAGGAAGGUGGACGUCCACGCAGGGCGGCUGCUGACGCUGGAGCGGAGGGCGGGGCAGGCCGAGAAGAAGCUCUCCGGGACGGAGAAAGCCAUGGCGGAGUUCAGCCACCACCUGGAUGCGCUGGGGACCCUCAUCCAGGAAUACGGGCAGCUCCAGAGGAGGCUGGAGAACAUGGAGAACCUGCUCAAGAACCGCAACUUCUGGAUCCUCCGCCUCCCCCCGGGAUCCAGGGGGGAAACCCCCAAGGUGCCGGUGACCUUUGAUGAGGUCUCUGUCUGCUUCUCGGAGGAAGAGUGGGGGAACUUGGACGGAGACCAGAGGGAGCUCUACAAAAACGUCAUGAAAGGGAACUACGAGUCUCUGGUCUCGCUGGAUUACGCAAUUGCCAAACCUGACCUGCUGACCCGGAUUGAACAUGGGCCGGAGCAGGCAGCUGAGGAUGAAGAGGCUCCCAGGAGCAUCGGCCCAGAAUUCCCUGCACCCACAAAUGACACCGUCUCUCUUGUCCAGCGGGAAAUUGUCCCUUCGGUGGUGGGCGAGUGGGAUUCGGGAGAAAGGGGGGCGCCCCCGGACGAAAGCCCAGAUCCCACCCUCUUCGCUCAGGCGCCUGCCAGGCCAGAGAUGAGGCCUGGGGACCUGGGGCAGUACAGCACAUUGCCAGAGGCCUUGGACCAGGCUGUUUUCCACUUCCCCGAGGAAGGCCUGGCGUGCGUGGACGGGCAGACGUCCGGCGGCGGCCUGGAGGAGCCCGCCGUGUGCGGGAGCGACAUUGCGGACUUCACCACCAUCAUCGUCCCCGAGGGGGCCCUCCCCGGCGAGGCCCCGUACGUCUGUGCCGACUGCGGGAAGAGCUUCCUGUACGAGGAGCAGCGCGCCCUGCACCAGCGGACCCACCCCCGAGCCUCCCCCGAACCCGGAGGAAGCCCCGCCUCGAGCCUGCAGCCGGGGGGCGAGGCGUACCCCUGCCCCGAGUGCGGGCGCUGCUUCCCUCACCAGGCGAGUCUCAGCAAGCACCGGCUGUGGCACUCGGGCGAGCGGCCUCACACUUGCUCCGAGUGCAAGAAAAGCUUCCGCCUGAAGAUCAACCUCCGCCUGCACCAGCGGACCCACGCGGCGGCCGCGGGGGGCCUGGAGGGGAAGGGGGGCUCCUACAUCUGCGGCGAGUGCGGGCGCAGCUUCAACCACCACUCCAACUUCCUGCGCCACCAGAUGAUCCACACGGGCGAGCGGCCGUACGCCUGCGGCGAGUGCGGGAAAACCUUCAUCCGGAAGGAGCACCUCGCCACGCACGGGCGCCUGCACACUGGCGAGAGGCCCUACCAGUGCCCACUGUGCCAGAAGAGCUUCACUCGCAAGCAGCACCUUGUCGGGCACCAAAGGCUCCACGAAGGCGGAGAUCCCUGGCUGGAGGGCCAUUCGGGGCAGAGGCCUCUCCGGAGCCAGUGGGGCAGGGUGAAGAUGCGGGCGGAGGCUGGCAGUGCCCCCCACCUCAGGCAGGAGCGGUUCCCCCCUUAAACACCCUCUUUGGGCACUGCCGGGGCGCUUGGUGCUAGGACUAAGAAGCAUCGGUGGGACGUGGGCUGAGGAAGCAGUUGUGGCCAUGGACAACUUGGACUGUACCGCUGGGGUCGCCAGAGCUGGAGACGGAAAACAAAGCCUGCGGCUUGGAGAGGUUCCUGUUACCGGUUUUGUUUCUUCAAAGGGGGGGGGAGAGAGAUUUCUCCCGACUUUCUCGACGUUGGCCAAGGCCGAGAAAACGAAACUGGUCCUCCUUGUUUCAUUUGCUAAGUCUUGAUGGUAAAGUGUUGUUUCCCAACCCGCUUGACAGCCGUCUCAGUGUCUUGCUUCAAACGAGUUCCUUAGAGGGGUGGUGCCUUUUGUGGGACUCGGUUCUGAAUCCUUGAUCUUUCUCCCAACUCUGCAGCUGCAAAGGGGGCUGGGGAAAGCUCCCUUAACAACGAACCCCCAAAUCUGGGAGCCCCUCUAAACUUGUGCCAAAGUUUUGCCGUCGUUUCGCAGCAAAAACCCGUAUUUUUCAGUGCCCCAUAAAUGUAGCGGAUCGUAGUUAACGAAGCUGCUGGGGAGGUUUGUUUCGUUGUUGGAGGUAAUGCCCCACUUUUAAUUUAAUUUUUAAAUUCAUAAUGACUAGCAACUUGAGACAAACGUAACACAGGUCGUUGCUCAGCGGUAGAGCUUCUGGCUUUUGUUGCGGAAGGUCCCUGGUUGAGUCUUCGGUGGCAUCGCCUGGCUUAUUUACAAAUGAAUCCUUCGAUUGCUGCUGCAAUGCCCUUAAGUGUUAUUUGAGCUAUUCCUGUCCUGGCAGAAGCAGAAUAAAUUCUACAAACGGCGAUACAACAAAAUGAUAAGUCUGCUGUCACACUGCAGUUCCCCUAGUCACCAAUAGGUGGCAGCACCAACCACUGCAGCAUAGCAGAAUGGCAGCUAGGGAAGUGAGUUGUGGGGCAGCCCAGGCGACCUGCUUAAAGGAGGGUGGGAUCCACUUCAGAGAGCAAUGGGGCAAGACUGCGA